Molecule: messenger RNA, 3993 nt
Organism: Myxocyprinus asiaticus (Chinese sucker)
Lineage: Eukaryota; Metazoa; Chordata; Actinopteri; Cypriniformes; Catostomidae
Product: transmembrane protein 182-like
Exons: 5
Coding region: 255-974 (239 amino acids)
Cellular component (GO): membrane
Source: RefSeq, a predicted model, not a curated record
UACUGCUCUGGGUAGAGGAGAGGACAUUGACACACGCACAUACACAUAGACAGUGUAGCAAGGAAGAAUCCUCAAAUAGACAUCCACAUAAUUUAUAAACAUUUCUGAGCAUAACUGGACUAAGAGGACGGAAGCAGAGAUUUUAUUUUUCACGCAGAUUGCGGGGAGUUAUAUAAUUUCAGCACCUGUGAAAGGAGAGACUAUUUGAAACAAACAUCAACAGUUGAGAAAAGUUCCACUCUUAGAUUGUCAUCAUGAAGUUACAUGUGGCACAAUUUUUUGCUGUGCUUUUUGGUGCCUUGGCAACUCUGUUCAUUCUCUUGUCAUUUAAAACGAACUAUUGGCUCUUGGCGUCAGAGGCCUGCAAGCCACUUUCAGAUGGACCGGGUACUUUGAAGCAAAAUGAUGUUUUGGUUAAGAACAUUACCUUUUCCCAUGAAGGAUUCAUGAGGCGCUGUACCUUUAAUGACGAAAUGAAGGACAACAACCUGUGGAAGUUUUGGUUAGAAAAGGAAGGUAUGCAUGUAAAGGUAUGCACACCUGCGUAUCUUCUUCCCUUUCCAAUCCCUGAAGAGACCUACAACACCACCAGCUAUACGUCCGCCAUAAUCUACAGAGGCUUCUGGAGUGUCUCAGUGUUGAUGGGUGUGGCCGCUGUGGUUUUGGGAGGUUUCAUUAACAUUUGUGCUGCUCCAUUUGCUCGUCAUUGCCUUUAUAAAACAGGGGGUGCCCUCUACCUCAUUUCUGGUUUUUUCCUUCUUGUUGCAACUGUGAUGUAUGUUAUUUGGGUAGAGAUUUUGGAUGUAAUGAGCUUGUAUGUGGAUUAUCAAAAGUCAAAUAGGUGCUCAGACUUUGAGCUCAAUUGGAGUUAUGGCCUCUCUUUCAUGUUUGCUCCUGUGGGUGUGUUCUUCUGUCUACUGUCUGGUCUUCUCUUCCUUGUGAUUGGUCGUACAGUCCAACAUAAUUACCUCUGAAUCCAAUGAUGACAUUUGUAAUUGAAAACAGAGGAAUUAAUUUUAUCUUCAAAAUACAUGUCUGGCGUUGAAAGAAAACAGGUUUGGCCCCUUUGCAGUUUAUGAUCUUUAAACCCUGAAGUUGCAUUAGCUUUAUCACAGGUUGGGGUUAAGAUAUUAUAGUUUGAUUUGAAUUUGCCUUCGAAUUCUGCACAUCUUGCUUCAGUAUGUUGCCAUUCUGUGUACUGUGAGCAGUACUGAAAACAUGGAUCAUGGAUGGUUUGGGAUCACCUUAUGUAUGCGUGAGUCUUUGUGUGAGUGUAAUACUGCACAUAGCAUUACAAAUAUGUCUAUUAUGAACUGCUGCCUUUUAUAUAAUGCCUGGAUUAAAAACAAAACAAAAUGGAACAUGUGCUAAAGGUAGACUUCAUUGUGCUUGCUUGAACUUUGUUAAAUAUAACUUACAUGUUUACCCCUUUGUGUUUUGAUUAGGGAUGUCCUGAUACCGAUACUGGUAUCGGAAUCAGGUCUGAUAUUGCGCUUUUGUAGUUGUACUCAUGUUCCUAAAAUGCUCUGAUCCAAAAAAACUUUACCAUCUGAUGUACGGAUGUCAUUGCGUAAACAUUAAGCUCACAAAUUAAAACCACAUGUCCUAGUGUGAUUGUUAAACCACAAAGGCUGUGAUUUAAUGAGAUAAAUAUAUAGUUUGUAUGUGCUGAACACUUCAAAGUGAAUGUGUGAAGCCGGCUGUUCAGACACAGAAAACCACAGAAAUACAUCACUGCUGUAUAGCUAUGUAAUAUUCAGUGUUUGAAAUUAACACCCGCCAACCCGGCCGUGAUGGGUAACUCUCUUACUAGCCACUUUGGCAGGUGAAGUUUUUCAGGGUUUUUCCUGCAUUGAAAAUUCUGUGAAUGUCGGGCGACUUGGAGCUGCUGCCGAAGGAAAUGUAAUGGUAUUCCUCUCAUAACUUUCACGCACAUCUGUACAGGGGGAAUGAAGCGUGCUUUUGUGUGCACCACCGCAGCGCACACCAGCGCACUCUAGAGAUAAGAUCGCCAAAGCUCUGAAACAGCCAAUGUUGCCACCCGUCCCUUAAAAUAUAGGAUCGUCCCGUUUUUAAAGAUGAAAAGUAUUUGUCCCGUAUUUUAAGCUGGUCAGAUGGCGUCACGGUGAAAUUGUUCAAGAUCGUAAUUUAACCUCUUUGUAAAUGUUGCCUAAUGCAUCUAAAAAACCCACGCAUAUUGCUGAUACGUCCUAAUACUGUCGCGGGUUUGAUAAGGGACUGUCUGAAAAGUCCACAAAAGUGACAACUGCCAUCGCAACAACAUCUAUUAGACUUUAUUUUUAUUUGGCUUCAACUGUGAAAGUUGUAAUUAAACAUUUCUAAAGGUUUUAGGCUAUUAGCUUUUUCAUAACAAACACUACAGUUUAUUUUUUUUUUUAGAAAAGACUGUCAAUAUUAACCUAACCACAGUAAUGUGAAGCCACCCUUGGUCCUGCCCAAUGGCUUUGUCAUGACAAAUGCCACUGUUAAACAAUGUAGAAUAAUAGUAAACUUUCAUAGGCAAGUGCAAUUUGAAGGGGUUGAAACUUCCAUGAAUUAUGGAAAAUUAUUGACAAAUUUUCCUCAUGUUCUAUCUGUUCUAACUGGUGUUUGCCUUUGGAUAUUUUAUAGGUUACUUAAACCAUUAGGCCUGUGUCCUGCUGAACUCACAUCAUUCUUGUUUAAAUAAAAUGUCCAAACAAAUGCAUGCAGUUACAGUCUCCAGUUACCUUGAUCACUUUUUGCGAGGUGGGGGAUUUUGGCUAUUGAAAAAGCUGAGUGGCUAGUGACCCUGGAAAACGACUAGCCACAGUGGCCGGUGAGCCAAAAAGUUAAUUUCAAACCCUGAUAAUAUUCAGUGUAAUACUGCUACUACUACUACUACUACUACUACUACUACUAAUAAAUCAAUAAUAACUAUAUGAUAUUGCUGUGAGGUUCUGUAUAAAAUCAUAUAAUUUAAUAAAAAAUAAUACAAUAUUAUGUUGAAAGUAAAAGUGUUCUAUUUUCAUUUGAUUAAAGUUGUAAUUAAUGUAUUUAUUUAGAAACCAUUUUGAUCAAAUUUAAAUAAACUGUUGUUGAAUUUGAAAAUAAAACAAAGAAACAGUAUACGGCAUGUGUAUCGACAAGGAAGUAUCAGUACUCGUACUCAUUCUCUUCAAAAAAUUUUGAAAAAAGUUUUGAUAGUUCAUUUAUAGACUAAAGUCUUUUUUUUCACAGUUUUUAUUUGAUCUACAUAGUUCGACUUAAUCAUUGUAGAUUGAAAUAUCCAGAUAACCUGAAACAUUUACGUUUUGUUUGCACAGUUUGUUGAUACAGCACAGGUUUGGGUGAAUCUCAUGAAAUAUGUCUUAAACAGGGUAACAUUCCACCUCAAAAUUAAUAGAAAUAAGAAAAUAUGCCUUACUUAAAGACAAUGAAACCUAUUUUAGGACCCUUAUUUUGCAUUGUGAAAUGCAAAAAUUAUGAAAUAAUAAAUAGUAAAAUAAUAAUGAUAUUUUAUUUAAAGGUAUACUCCGUAAUAUUUUCCCCAUUAAAAAGUUGUGCUCCUUUAGAAAUUAAUUGUAAUUUUAAAAAAUAUGUAUAAAAUCAUAACCACUCACAUGAGAUGAAGUCUGUGUAAAUCUACAUGAAGAGGGUCCCCUCAUGGGGGCUGCCAUGUUAACAUCGCAUGACUGGCCAAAUACUACUCACUUAAUCACAGAAACCCUCCCGUUAUUGGACACUCACUCAUGGAUUAAAUAAAGCGUGGCUGACUGUGAAUAGUGAAUUUCUACAAUGGCAUUGGUAAAUUGACUCAAAAGUGAAAAGUCUGGUUGCAUUUUGGUCAUGAGAAUUUGGGGGGCUUAAAUGGGUUUAAGUGUCAUGAAAAUAAAUUCACAAUGCAUAUGCAAAAUAAUCUUCUUCUGAUUAUGGUGUAAUGUAGCCCAGACAUGUUUUUGAGAGAUUCACCAUUUGUAAAUAAUAUAAUAUCACUGUUGUGUAAAAUUGACA